This is a messenger RNA of Chironomus riparius, 1767 nucleotides long. NCBI's taxonomy places the organism in Eukaryota, Metazoa, Arthropoda, Insecta, Diptera, Chironomidae. The record is from the annotation of a GenBank genome assembly.
AACGAGAAAUAAGCUACAGCACAGAAUAAAUUAAAGUCAAUUGAGAACGAACAAAAAAUACAUUCAAGGAAAAAUAAAAAAACAAUUUUGUUUUGUGUGAUUAUAAAGUGAAAAAAAUGGACGAGCCACAUUUAAUGCUAACGGAGAUUCCUGGACUGUUUACUCAUCAUCACCAUCCUCACCAAUACACACAUCAUCAUCCACAUCAGUAUACACAUCACACACGUAAUUUAAGUAUACAUCGAUAUGCACCUUAUAAUAUUCAUCAGCAUUUACAAUCAGCGCCAGCGCCUGUUUAUAUACCGCGACGUUUACCGACAACAAUAGCACCGAUUAUUCGACCAAUUGCAUCACCAUCACCGCCAUUGCCCGAGGGCACACACAUUGGACAUUUAUAUCCAGAAAUUUUAACAAUGAUAUUUUCAUAUCUGGAUGUACGUGAUCGUGGCAAUGCCGCACAAGUGUGUACAUCAUGGAGAGAUGCAUGCUAUUCGAAAAGCGUAUGGAAGGGAGUUGAGGCAAAACUUCAUCUAAGACGCUCGUCGCCAUCAUUUUUCCAAUCUCUCAUGAAACGUGGUAUACGUCAUGUCCAAAUUUUAUCAUUACGUCGAACAUUAAAAGAUGUCGUAACUGGAAUAUCAAAUUUAGAGCAACUUAACUUAUCUGGAUGUUAUAAUGUCACUGAUACAGGACUAGCGCAUGCAUUCAGUCUCGAUUUGCCACAUUUAAAAGUAUUAGAUUUAUCAUUAUGUAAGCAAGUAACUGACUCAAGUUUAGGUCGCAUUGCACAACAUUUGAAAAAUUUAGAAGUAUUAGAAUUGGGCGGAUGUAGUAAUAUAACAAAUACCGGUCUAUUGCUAAUAGCAUGGGGAUUGAAAAAGUUAAAACGAUUGAACUUGAGGUCAUGCUGGCAUAUAUCAGAUCAAGGUAUUGGACAUUUAGCUGGAUUAAGUAAGGAGACGGCCGAAGGUAACCUGCAAUUAGAAUAUUUAGGAUUGCAAGAUUGCCAAAGAUUAUCAGAUGAGUCACUUAAGCAUAUAGCACAAGGACUCACAAGCUUAAAAGUAAUUAAUUUAAGCUUCUGCAUAUCCGUGACAGAUAGUGGACUUAAGUUCUUAUCAAAAAUGCCAAAAUUAGAAGAAUUAAAUUUACGUGCAUGUGAUAAUAUUUCGGACAUAGGUAUGGCUGGAUUAGCUGAAGAAGGUGGCUGUUCAAUACGCUCACUAGAUGUGAGUUUCUGCGAGAAAAUUGGCGAUCAGGCACUUCAUCAUUUAUCUCAAGGACUGUUUCAUCUAAAAUCACUUAGUCUUAGUUCAUGUCAAAUUAGUGACGAAGGAUUAGAGAAGCUAGGCAAAAUGCAUGAUCUCGAGGUAUUAAAUGUCGGACAAUGCAGUAAGAUAUCCGAUAAAGGAUUAGAGAUGUUAGCAAACGAGUUGGUAAAUUUACAAUCAAUUGACUUGUAUGGCUGUACGAAAAUAACAUCGAAAGGGAUAGACAUCAUCAUGAAGUUACCAAAACUAAAAUCUGUCAACCUCGGAUUAUGGCUUGUAAGGUGAAAAGAUGAUGCUGAUGAUGUUGUGUAUACAAAAAACAAGAAUUAUUUUGUUGUCUACCCAACUGAAGAUAAUACUGAAUACUGAUCAUUCAUGAUGAUGAUGAUGAUGAUGCUCUGACUGUGGUAUUAUUAUUAUUAUAAUUAUUAUUAUUAAAUUUACUAUUAUUAUUGUGUGUACGUAUAAAUGUUGGAAACAUAAAAGACUAUAAAUA